CACACACACACACAUAUGUUUAUGUCUUAAUAUACAACAGUGUAGCGUCAUGUUGUAGAUGUGUGAAGAGCUAUGGGAGGAAGCAUUUAUUUCCUCUUCGUGUCAUACUUGGUUUUGGUUGGACUUGUGACAGAAAUUGGUGGAUCUGACUCUCAACCGGUUCUGUCUGGGCCUGACAGGGCCUAUCUGAAAUCUCGAGUCCAGUUUGAAUGUCAGGUUUCAGGUUUAUCUUCACCUCUUACUUAUGAACUCAGAAAGGAUGAUGGACGUCUGAUCACCACAGACGUCAACACCGUGCUCAAAUUUACGGUCACAGAGGAAUCAGAGGGCAAAUAUUACUGCAGACUAAACCCAGGAGGACAAACCAGCAACACUUUACAGUUACAAGUAGUGAUCCCUGUUCAGGGUGUAAGCUUGAGCUCGGAGCCGGAUCCGGCCAUCAUCUAUGAGGGAGAAAGACUCGUCCUGAGCUGUCUUGUCAAAAAAGGAUCAUAUCUGUCCUUCCUGUGGUACCAUAACAAACAGGAAGUGACCUCACAAUCGAAACUCUACCAGCUGUCAGAAAACACACUAACAGUGGAAAGGGCAGGUGAACAGCAUGCUGGGAUAUAUUCAUGCACGGCCAGUAACCAAAUAGAGGAUUCUCCAAGAUUCUCCAGCAGUCAAAAUCUCAAUGUCUAUGUGGAACAAUAUAUCUCAGCACCCAGACUGACGUUCACAGUCUUCUCUAUUGGCUCUGACGUGACCGCAAAUAUAAGCUGUCGUCUGGACCGUGGAAGUCCUCCGGUGAUAUUUCACAUGUUAUUGAAUGGUGUAGAGAUGUUUGAGAAGCAGGUUUCUUCACUGGAGACCUGGUUUCUUCUGCCCGUCUCUGUGGGUCUGAACAUGGGAGCUGCUCAAUGCAAAGCCAAGAAAGAAAUCCAGCAGCUCAUCUCUGAUUCGGUCAAUCUGGAAGUGGUUCCAGUAGGUGGCGCUGUGCAGGUUGUGGUCACUUACCUCCAUGAUGUUACUGCAGUAGUGACAGCCGCCCGUUUGAAAUGUGUCCCGAGCAGAGGAACGUUUCCAUCAUUCUCCUGGACUUUAAACCACACGUCCCUCCCAUCAGUAGGUGAAUUUCACGGCCUCGGUCAACACGGUCAGAUCCUGGUCAUCACAGACAUCACCGCGGCGAGCUCUGGGUAUUACAGAUGUGCGGUGAAGGACAGUUUUGACAACAACUCAACUUGGGUGGAAAGUUCAGAAAUCCUAAUCCAGAACACAGAUUUGGUGGUGAUGCCCAUGGAAGUCAUGGCGUUUGUUUUUUGUGGGUUCUUGUUGAUGGUGAUAAUUGGAGGAACGUUUUGUGUCUUGUGGAACAUCAACAGUAAAAUCGAGAAAUCCCACAAUAACCAAGUCAAUCGGUCUGAGACGAUAAUAGAUCCAGGAGAUACAAGAGCUGUUGUUUCCCAUGAAACUCAAAGCAUAGAAAUGAAAACAGUCGUCAUGGAGUUUCAGAGUGAUUCCUGACUGAGGUGAACAGAUCCUGCUGCUGAAGCUCACCGCUGGACCAGACCAGACCAGACCAGACCUCUUCACAUUAAUCACUACUCUGCUGUGGUGUUGUUUUAUUCAGCACAGCAUGAUUUAUAAUCAUCAGAUUCACUCUGUUUAAGGGAGUUGUGUGUUAUUGUUAUUGUGUGGCUUUUGUGUAUCAAUAAAUAUA
Molecule: messenger RNA, 1702 nt
Organism: Paramisgurnus dabryanus
Lineage: Eukaryota; Metazoa; Chordata; Actinopteri; Cypriniformes; Cobitidae
Product: Fc receptor-like protein 5
Biological process (GO): cell surface receptor signaling pathway; regulation of B cell proliferation; B cell activation
Cellular component (GO): extracellular exosome; early endosome; external side of plasma membrane
Molecular function (GO): protein phosphatase binding; CD4 receptor binding; sialic acid binding
Source: RefSeq, a predicted model, not a curated record